AUGGCUCCCUCACAAGAACUCAGCGGCAUUCAAGUCGCAAUCAUUACUCCAUUUCAAGCUGACGGCUCUGUCGAUUACAAAGGUCUCGACCAACACGUCAACCGCCUCAUCGAUGCCGGUGUUCACGGUCUCGUUCCCGGCGGUAGCACUGGCGAAUUCACCGUUCUCUCCCAGGACGAGCGCAAAGCCGUCCUCGAGCAGGUGGUCAAGAGUGCCGCCGGUCGCGUUCCCGUCGUUGCUGGUGUUGGAACUUUGAGCACAGUCGACACGAUCGAUCUCGCCAAGCAUGCCGCCGGCCUAAAGGUCGCCGCGCUGAUGGUCGUCCCCCCAUUCUACGAUGCGCUCAACUACGAGGAGAUCAAGACAUACAUGAACGACAUUCACACAGCCUCCGGCGUCGAUAUCAUGUACUACAACAUCCCCGGCGCGAGCGGUGUCACACUCUCGCCCACACAGCUUGCCGGCCUCAAGUCCGUCGGUGUCAAGUACCUCAAGGAUACUUCAGGAAACGGACCCGCACUGACCGAACUGCUCUUCCAACUCGGCGACGAGAUAACCACAUUUAAUGGCUGGGAUACUUUGACCUUUUACGGUCUAGCUGCCGGUGCCAAGGGUUCCAUCUGGGGCGCCACCAACAUCAUUCCCGAGCUCAGCGUCGAGUUGUGGAACGCGUUGGCAGUCAACAAUGACCUGAAAAAGGGACGCGAAAUUUGGGCCAAGAUCUUCCCUAUUUGUAAGUUCCUCGAGUCAACUAACUACUGCGCGGCCGUCAAGACGGGAAUGGAGCUGCGCGGAUGGUCAACGGGUGGUCUGAGGAAACCAUUUGCCUUGCUGAACGAUCAGCUGCAGGCCGAGUUUGUCGUGCAUUUGCAAUCGGCUGGCGUUCAAACCAUUAAGAAAUAG
This is a messenger RNA of Colletotrichum truncatum, 903 nucleotides long. Its product is annotated as dihydrodipicolinate synthase. Gene Ontology annotation, molecular function: N-acetylneuraminate lyase activity. Gene Ontology annotation, biological process: N-acetylneuraminate catabolic process. Gene Ontology annotation, cellular component: cytosol. The record is from RefSeq and is a predicted model, not a curated record. Lineage: Eukaryota; Fungi; Ascomycota; Sordariomycetes; Glomerellales; Glomerellaceae.